AUGGACGACUCUGAGAAGAAAGCAAUGGAGAUGAUGGCCCAGGCCGAAAAGAAGUUGAAAUCUUCGUCAGGAUUUUUAGGAUCUUUGAUGGGAGGUAAUUCUAAAGUAGAAGAUGCUGCUGAGUUGUAUACUAAAGCUGGACAUUCCUUCAAAAUGGCCAAAAAGUGGGGAGAUGCCGGAAAUGCGUACAGCAAGGCGGCCGGCAUACAUCAGAGAUUAGGGAACAAAUUAGAAACUGCGUCCCAUUUUAUAGACUGCGGUAACUGCUUUAAGAAAGUUGACAGAAAAGAAGCUGUAAAUUAUCUAUUGAAAGCCAUUGAAGUAUACGUAGACAUGGGUCGUUUUACCAUUGCUGCCAAGCACCACAUGGAGAUAGCUGAACUCUACGAACAAGAACCUGUUGACAUUAAAGAGGCUAUGGAAUAUUACCAGAGAGCCGCUGAUUUUUACCAAGGGGAGGAGUCUAAUAGUUCAGCCAAUAGGUGCUUGUUAAAAGUGGCGCAAUACGCCUCUGAACUCGAGAUGUAUGACAAAGCUGCUACUAUUUAUGAAAAUAUCGGCACCUCAUCGAUGGACAACCCUCUUCUCCGACACGGUGCCAAGGAUCAUUUUUUCAGAGCCGUGGUCUGCCGAUUGUGUCAAGAUGUGCAAGAUGCAGAGAAUGCUCUGGUCAAAUAUAGCGAUAUAUGUACAGUCUUUGGUGACUCCAGAGAAGUUAAGCUUACUAAGGCUCUGCUGGCGGCCAUUGAGGAAAAGGAUGGCGAGGCUUUUGGCGCCGCUACCAAAGAUUAUGAUAGUAUCAGCCGUUUGGAUCCAUGGUUUGUUAAGAUGUUCCUCAGAGUUAAGAAGACCAUUGAUAAUGAAUCAGAUUUGUUGUGAGCUGUUUGAUUGGCUGGUUGGUUUGUCGAUUGAUUGGUUGGUUGGCUAGUUCAUUGAUUAGUUGAUUAGUUGAUUGGUUG
This is a messenger RNA of Helobdella robusta, 959 nucleotides long. RefSeq lists its product as hypothetical. Gene Ontology annotation, molecular function: syntaxin binding; soluble NSF attachment protein activity. Gene Ontology annotation, cellular component: vacuolar membrane; SNARE complex. Gene Ontology annotation, biological process: intracellular protein transport; SNARE complex disassembly. NCBI's taxonomy places the organism in Eukaryota, Metazoa, Annelida, Clitellata, Rhynchobdellida, Glossiphoniidae. The transcript is spliced from 9 exons. The record is from RefSeq and is a predicted model, not a curated record. The coding region runs from base 1 to 879 and encodes 292 amino acids.